Linum trigynum is the source of this 5795-nucleotide messenger RNA. Lineage: Eukaryota; Viridiplantae; Streptophyta; Magnoliopsida; Malpighiales; Linaceae. The record is from the annotation of a GenBank genome assembly.
CUGUUGUUAGUAAGUGGUCAGAUCCAUUAUUUAACAUCUCCCAACAACUCGAGUUAUUGGGAUCAACUUGUUUUUUAACAUGGUAUAAGAGAGCCUUCAGUGACCAGAAAGGUCUUUGUGUUUGAAUUCCUGUGACCCAAUUUGUGAAGCACAUGAUAUUCUCGUAUUCAGAACCUGUGCAAACAAAACCCCUUAUGAGUUGAUCGACUUUCGUUUGAAGGAUUUAUAUUAAUCAGUGAUAUAAGAUCCAUUAACUUCUCCGAACAACUCGAGUUAUUGAUAUCAAAUCAACAUGUGUCAUACUACUCUGACUAGGCAGUUGGCACUUUGACAUAUAUGUAUAUAUUAUUCGAAGUGGCUGCAAGAGCUCGAUAUUAGUUAUAUUAUUCAUGAAGAUAUAUAUAGGUGGCACAUUUUUAUGCAUGUAUAUCUGUUAUUUUAUUAAUUAAUGAAGAGACCCAGAAAUCGACAGCUACGGUACGUCGCCGUAUGUGCUUAAUUCUCUUUAUUUGCUAAUUAAUUAAGGUUACUAAAUAUUUGGUUCGCUUCAUGGGGUUGUUACAUGCAAAACAUGUCGUGUCGUGUCUAAAAAUUAUGGGAUUCUUGGUAGUUGGGGAAUGUUCGGAAUCCGUUUAUGUUUUAAGUAUAGUAUCCCGAGGCUAGCUCGUUCUAAUUUUCUUGAUUUUUAGGGUACGUAGUUUGGAUUGAGUAUUUUAAUGUGUCAUUUGGGGUUAAUUAUAUCACUUUUUAAAUAACGUGUUUGGUUGGGGAGAGAAUAUGACAAAUAUUAGAAGGUUCAUAUUCUCAAAAUACUAUGUUUUUGUUUUGUUUCACUUUUGUUUUUAUUCUUGUUUGGUAAAUCUCAAACUAGGGAAGCUACGUACUCUCCAUAUUUUUUUUUUUUGCCAGUUUUCACUUUUGACCCAAUUAGCUUUUCUUUUCUUUCUUUCCACUUUCAUCAUAAUAACCAUUAUUUACUUGCCCUUCAUACCUUAAUUAUGUCUAACAAUCAAUAUGUCUUGUCCAACAUAGUUAGCAAAAAUCCGUUUUAUAACCGUAUAAUACACACACGUUUAAUACAUAUGUUUAAAUUUUAAAUUUCUAAUAUUUUAAUAACAUAAUUUACUACUAUAUAUGUUGACCAAAUAUACACACAUGACACAUAUAUGCUUAGUUUGCAAAAAAAUUUCAAACAAAUUUUAAAUCCAAAAUGAUAAUUACUAGAUGAACCUUAACUUGCUCACUAAAAUGAUAAUUACCUGAAAUUCUAUACCCCCACCCCCAAUUUCUAUCUUGAAAAAUGGUGUAGUUGCUUCUGGAUAAAAUUGGAGUAAAAUAUAAAUAGCGUUGGUGAUCUAGAAGCGUAAAAGCGUAAACUUUUAAACUUUAAAUCGUGAUUUGUUCCAGUUUCGUACACUUGAGAUUUUACAUGGAAUCUUAAAACGUUUUGGUGAUCGAGAAGCGAAAAGUGUAAGGCUUUAAAGCCCGAUUUUCACUAAAUAAUUAUCAAAGAACCAAGUUGUCCCAAUAACUUGAGUUGUUGGAGAGAUAUUAAGGGGUCGUUUGCUUCAAGGAUUUGGUACAUGGAUUUGGUACCAGAAAACCAACUAUUAAGGAUUUAGGUACAAUCCGUUGUUUGCUUGCACCUUUUUUGGAGACAAAAUCCGUGGGGCCCACGGAUUUUGAGGGUGCAAAUCCGUGGACCCCACGGACUUAUAAAUCCCACAUGUUGAUGUGGGAUUUGGAAUAUGACAUAAAUCCUUGAUGACAUUUUACCCAUAUACCCUCAUGCAAUUUUAAUAUUCCAAGGUUGCCCUCAAAUUUAACUAUUAUACAGUAUACUUAACAAUAAAUGAAUAAUAUAAACGUUCAAUUAAUGUGCAAACAUGAGUUAGAUAUUUUAUAUCAUUUCUUGUGUUCUAGUUUUCUUUGACCUUUUCAUGGAACGUGUAAUUCUUUGUUCUCCCGAUUCUAAUAUAUGUUGUUAUAUGUUACUUUUGAAAAGGAGGACAAAGAAUUGGUAAUUGAUCAUUAUGUUACGUUAAAAGUUAAAACGGAAUUUUCUCGUUUAUUAUUAUUGUCCAUGUGGCAACGUACAUUAUGCUUAUUAGUAUGUAUUGUCCUUGUUUUGUGUACAUAUCAUAAACAUGUCAAACAUAUAGAAAAUGAUAGUAAGGUAAUUUUGAAGUUUUGUCCUUGUUUUGUGUACAUAUCAUAAACAUGCCAAACAUAUAGAAAAGGACAGUAAUGUAAUUUUUGACUUCAAGUAGUAAAUCCCACACCUUUAAAUCCAUGAUAAAAACAUCAACAAACAAAGGAUUGUUACAAAUCCAUGAUGCCUCAAAUCCUUGGUAAAUCCUUGGGUUUUUAAAUUACAAAACCCUCGUUUAUAAAUCCAUGAAGCAAACAACCCCUAAAUAUGGAUCUCACAUACAGUAUUUACCAAAACACGCCCUGCUCAAAAGAAAACCAAACGCAUACGAGUUCGAUUACUGUAAAAAAACCAGUCAGUCCCAAUAACUCGAGUUGUUGGGAGAAGCUUCUGCUGCUGGGUCUUAUACCACUCUCUAACACAAACUUUCCACAUAUAUCCGAACAUCAUCACGUGCUUAACAAAUGAGGAUCGCAACGGCGGACCUCUCGAUCAUCACUGCGAACGUACACUCCGAUAUACCAUUUUAGAAAACCAACGUCUAUCGUUACGCCCUCAAUACGAAACCGCUGAGUGAAGUGUGAAGGGAAGUCUGGUGGGUCGGUAUCUACCCCAACCAUCUGUCAGCAACUGAACCCAAACCCAUCAAGCUAAGUUGGUCCCCCAGUGAGUUGUGUUUAUUACCCAGCUUGGUUUUGCUGCUCUGCUGCUGCUCUGCUCUGCUCACACUAGUUAUUAGCUAAGCUAGGUGAGUUUGCAUUGCACUAUAAAACGUUAUAGGUGACCACCUCACACCCAUAUUUGGCAAUUCCUGCCGGUUCCUACUCUUUGCUUUAUUUAUUAACCCGGGCCGCCUACAACAUCUUAACACAUCUCAUUAGUCUACUGUUCCCAUUUUGUUUCUGUAUCAUCAAAAGAAACGGUUGGGCAAUACAUCACCUCUCUCGUUGUAUAGAAAGUUCGUUUACCAAUUUUCCUGCACUACCAAACUAAUAAUAAUCUCUCAUCACAAUUAGGCAAUUAGCCAACUUGAAUCAUAUAAAACCCUAAUUGGCUAAUCCGAAUUGAACUUGUUUCGCUAGCUAAUUACUGUCGUCUGAUUAAAAAUGAAUGCAUUAGUCAACUUUCAAGUAAUUUUUUUUUGCUUGUUAUUGAGGUCAGAUAAGUUAAUUGAUCAAUUGGAAUUGAAUUGAAGUAAAAAAAAAAAGUGUUGUAAAAUUGUUAUUUCUACUAAAAACCGCAAGUUACUUUGCUUAAAACGUUUAGGCGCGCCUGUUAGGCGUGCUAGGCAGUAGGCAGGGCCUUCUCGAACCUUGGAUCUUACUCAUAUAUGUCCCGCCGUACUUAGUGUGUUGACUGAGUCACGGACGAUGUUUAAUACUGUCGUCGCGCGGAGACCAGUAACCAGACUUGAAAUCAAGACACCUAUGUUCCCGUUAUUCACUCCGAUGAUCGGCUACCAUAUGCCGACACAAAAAAAAAUCUACAAUCAAUACGUGAUGAUAAUCGUUAACUAUAUGCUAAAAUUUUUGUCGUUCGCUAAUCAAAACUUACUGAAACACAGAAUUCAACAACAUCAGCAGGUGCUUACCCCGGCGGAAUGAACUUCCUCUCCCUACAACUGUAUCUCUUAUCAAAUAUUCCAAAAACACAUUAGCAAAAUCAUUUUUUUACUAUCGUGUACUCCACUUCAUUAAUGUCAUCCCCCCAUCUUCCUUUUUUCCUUCCCUCUAAUUUCUACAAUAUUAAAAAUAAAAAAAUAAACCAGUCUUCUCCUUCCCAUCUUCUCUCUGUCGCUUACCCUUGCAAAAUCCUCCAUAUAUUUGGCAGAGGAAAAUGGCGAACCGAUAUCUGCCAACUCUCCCUUCUCUGUCCUCUGCUUUCUCCCCUUCUCUCUAUAAAGCUACCUACUCUCCAAAGACAACACUACUCCAUCUCAAUUUUGCUUUCCUUAAUUGCUCGCCAGAAAAAAAGACCAAAUCAAGUUUUCAUUUGGUACUUUGGGAGGUUGCUCCUCUUUGCUUUUCCGAGAGAGCAACAAUGGAGUUUGGCAGUGUGGUGCAGUUCUUGGAGAACAGGGCGGUUCUGAUCAUCGGUGCAACUGGGUUCCUUGCCAAGAUUUUUGUGGAGAAAGUGUUGAGAGAGCAACCAAAUGUGAAGAGGAUGUACCUUCUCCUCAGAGCUGCUGAUGCCAAGGCUGCUUCCCAAAGAUUUCACAAUGAGAUUGUAGGAAAGGAGCUGUUCCGGGUAGUGAAGGAGAAAUACGGCGAAAAUUUGGGUACCACAAUAGCAGAGAAAAUAGUUCUGGUACCUGGUGACAUCUCAGUGGACGAAGGGCUUGGUGUCUCCUCCUCGGAACUCAAACAACAAAUGUGGGAUGAAGUCGACGUUAUUGUCAAUCUAGCUGCAACCACCAACUUUGAUGAAAGGUACGAUGUCGCGAUGGGGCUGAACACGAUGGGGGCGAAGCAUGUGAUUAGCUUCGCGAAGAACUGCCCUAAUCUCAGAGUUCUCGUCCACGUCUCCACGGCUUAUGUGGCGGGGGAGAGGUCGGGGUUGAUAUUGGAGAGCCCUCAUCGGAUGGGGGAGACCCUAAAUGGGGUGACCGGACUGGACAUUCAGGAGGAGAGGAAACUGAUAGCCCUGAAGCUGAACGAGCUGCGAGCUGAAGGAGCCUCUCGGGACGCCAUUAAAAGGGCUAUGGUCGACCUUGGCCUCAACAGGGCGAAAGAGUACGGAUGGCCAAACACUUACGUGUUCACCAAGGCAAUGGGCGAGAUGCUGGUUGGAGAAUUGAAAGGCGAAAACAUGUCCGUCGUCAUCCUGCGCCCCACCAUCGUCAGCAGCACUUUCAAGCAGCCUUUCCCUGGCUGGAUUGAAGGCAUCAGAACGCUCGACAGCUUGGCUGUCGGCUACGGCAAAGGUCGCCUCACUUGCUUCCUCGGUGACGUUACGGGCAUUCUCGACGUCAUACCAGCAGACAUGGUGGUGAACUCGAUACUGGUGGCGAUGGUGGCCCACUCGAACCAGCCCAGAUCCGAACCGGUGAUCUACCAGGUCGGCUCUUCGGUUCGCAACCCGAUGAAGCUCGGGGAGCUUCGAGAUUAUUUUUUCUCCUACUUCACUCAGAAGCCCUUGGUUGGGAAGGACGGCAACACUAUCAGAGUCCGUAACCCUAAGCACCUCGGUAGCAUGGAGAGCUUCCACCGUUACAUGGCCUUCCGCUACUUAUUCGCCCUCAAGGGACUAGAGCUGGCGAACGCGGCCUUCUGCCACUUCUUCGACAGAGUGUACACCGAUCUCAACCGUAAGAUAAAGUUCGCCAUACGGCUCAUGGAGCUCUACCAGCCGUACCUCUUCUUCCGUGGAGUGUUCGACGACAUCAACACGGAGAAGCUGAGGAUGGCGGCGAAGGACAAUGGAGUGGAGACAGACAAGUUCUACUUCGACCCGGCCGAGGUUGAUUGGGAGGAUUACUUCAUAAACAUUCACUUGCCUGGGCUGGUGAAACACGUCGUCAAAUAGAAAGGGAUCUGGAUUACUUUAUGAGACAAGAGACACAAAGUACAUCUUACAUUAUUUAUGCCGGCAAAUUGGUGGUGGCUGAUCUCUGGAUUUACAAGAAUAAAGGAAGAAAGUUUAU